Poecile atricapillus (Black-capped chickadee) is the source of this 7368-nucleotide messenger RNA. RefSeq names its product NudC domain containing 1 (gene NUDCD1). Bases 27 to 1907 code for a protein of 626 amino acids. Lineage: Eukaryota; Metazoa; Chordata; Aves; Passeriformes; Paridae. The transcript has 10 exons. The record is from RefSeq and is a predicted model, not a curated record.
UCCGGGUCCAGACUACAGCUCCCGGCAUGCACCCCGGCGGCCGGGCUCCCGCGCAUCCUCUUCCCGUGGUGCUCCGCGGCCGCUGCCGCGCGUUCCCGGAGGGCCCGCGGAGUUGCCGGUGCUCCCCGAAGUUUUCCCAGACCUGCGGGAUGGCGGGCGCCGCCCACUGCUCCCUGCAGGCCAAGCGCCUGCUGCUGGACCCCAAGUUCGAGGGAUACAAGCUGUCGCUGGAGCCGCUGGCCUGCUACCAGCUGGGGCUGGACGCGGCUGUAGCAGAAGUGCAGCUUCGUGAUGAUCAAUAUACCCUUGACCACAUGCGUGCUUUUGGCAUGUAUAAUUAUCUUCACCUUGAUUCCUGGUACCAGGAUAAUGUCUACUAUGUUGAUCAGUUUGGAAGGGUUAUGAAUCUGUCAGUGACUCUGGACACUGCUCUACAAAAACCAAGAGAAGUUUUCAGGCUACCUACAGACUUGACUGCAUGUGAUAAUCGCCUUUGUGCCUCAAUGCAUUUCUCAUCCUCCACAUGGGUUACCCUUUCUGAUGGUACAGGAAGACUGUAUUUAAUUAAAUCAGGCAAGCGUGGAAGCAGUGCAUCUGAAAAGUGGGAGAUUGUGUUUAAUGAAGAACUAGGAAGUCCAUUUAUUUUAGCACACAGUGUUUCAUUUGUAAAAUCUGAUGCACACUCACUAGCUGUGCUAGUGCUUAGGGUAGAAAAAGAUGAACUGGACACAAAAGGAAGUGGAUUUCAUGUUACCUUGGAAUGGCUUACAAUUGCAGAAAGAAAAGAGGGUGAUCAUAGAUACGAAAUCGUUAAAAGGAGAAUUUUGCAAGGAAAAUCAGUCCCUCAUUAUGCAGCAAUAGAGCCAAGUGGGGAUGGUCUAAUGAUUGUUUCCCACAAACCAUUCACAUAUAUGCAAAGUGAAAGUGACAAAUUAGAAGAAAAUGAUGAUGCAAAAGUAUCAAAUGAAAAGAAAGACCCUCUCUACUACUGGCAGCAGACUCAAGAUGAUGUGACAAUAACAGUUCACCUGCCUCAAGACAUCACAAAAGAUGACAUAAAAAUACGUUUUUCCCCUGAUAAUAUAUGGGUUACGCUGAAAGACCAGCCUCCUUUGAUGGAAGGAAAGCUCUAUUCAUCUGUGGACCAUGAAAGCUGCACAUGGAUAAUUAGAGAGGAUAAAAGCUUGGAAAUCUCUCUGAUUAAGAAAAACGAGGGGUGCCAGUGGCCAGAGCUAAUCAUUGGUGAUACAAGAGGGGAAUUCAUUAUGGACCCUUCCCAAUGCUCUGAAAUAGCUGAAAGCCUGAUGCAUCUUACCUCUGAAGUAAUGAAUCCAAACCCUGAAAAGGAAAACCCACCUUGCAAUGCUCAAGAGUUAGAAGAGUGUGAUGCUUUCCUGGAAGACGGCGCAAGCUUGUGCAGAUUUGAUGGUGAUACCUUAAAAGUCACUCAUAUAAUUAAUCUUGGAAGCAACCAGUAUCUUUUCUCCGUUGUUGUGAAUCCCAGAGAAAUGCCGUGCUUCUGCCUGAGGCAUGAUGUUGAUGCUCUUCUCUGGCAGCCUCACUCUGACCAACCAGAGAAUAUGUGGGAACACAUUGCUACUUUUAAUGCUUUAGGUUAUGUCCAAGCAUCAAAGCAAGACAAGAAGUUCAUGGCUUGUGCUCCAGACUACUCCUACGCUGCUCUUUGCGAGUGCUUGCGACGAGUUUUCAUCUAUCGCCAGCCGACACCUCUGGCCACAGUUCUCUACAACAGGAAGGAAGGAAGACAAGUAGGACAGGUUGCUAAGCAGCUGGUAGCAACCCUGGAAUCCACUGAUCCUAUCUUAGGCUUUCAAGCUACGAGUGAGAGAUUAUUUGUUCUCACAACAAAAACCUUGUUUUUAAUAAAGGUGAACUCUGGAAAUUAAUUAUUCAGUGUGCUCUGCUGUAGUUUGUGUUAACAGUUUGUUACAGAAGUGAAUAGGUAGACAAUCUGACAAGUUCAGUCCAAUUUGCUGAAAAACAAAAAGGGGAUGUUUUACAGGGGAAUCAAAUUUCUUUGUUAGAAUUUUUCUGUAAGAAAGUGAGUUUUUUGACUUUGCUGCCAUGGAAGUAAGCUUUUUCAGAGCUAUGGGAAAAUGUCUUCUGCAUUACCAUCUUUGUCAAAGGAAUUGUCAGAUACUGCUAUCACAUAGGUGAAUAGAUUUAUGCAUUGCUUUUUCCAAAUGACUUUAUUUGCUAUACUUCUGAGUUUUGAAAAUUCGCUGCUUUUUAAAAAAAGUUUACCUAUGAAAAAAGUAGUCUGAUAAAGAGUUACAGGCAUAUGAUGUGCACAGUAGAAUGUAUCAUAAAGAAAAAAAAAUCUCCAGUGCAAAUAUUGUUGACCAAAAAGUUGAUCUGCUAUUUUGACAUUCAGUAGUUUUGAGUGAAAUGAAUCGGGUGUUAUGUUUCUUAUACAGGUAAUUAAAUGGAGAAAUUUUGCUGUAUAUGCACAUUUUAAAUUAUUGGUUUGGGACUUAUUUAUACUUACAGUAAAAUUUGUUCAUGUUUCUAGAAUACAUUUUAGUAGCUUUUUCCAGAAGCAAUGUAAGGGUCAAUAUAUAGCUGGCAAUUAUACAUCAAAUUCUGUUAGUUAAGGUCUUGUUGUACUCUCAGUUGUGCCAUUUUUGUUUGACUUUAUACUUCAUUUCAAGUGACUCAUUUACAAUGAGAAAAUGGCUGACAGAAAAUCACUGGUAUUGUAACCUGGGAUGGGACACUCAGAGGUGCUGCUUCUGCCUCAGAUGCCACUGUAAAUGCUGCGUUGUGACAUAACUGUUCUGUCUGUGAUGCCUAACUCAAAACCUGGUAUAUUUGCAAUAUAACAGUACUAAGGCAAAUGAGGAUGCUUUGGUUGAACAAACUGGUAUGGUCAAUUGAGUUGAAUAGCUGUAUCUGAAGCUUUUUGUUUCUUAUUUUAAAUUGGCAUUGUCAGUACAUUUAAACCAAAGAGUCAGUUGUGUCAGCUCCACCCUGGGUUGGGCUUUUUUCAUAGUUUGCUUACAAAUCCAUAGCAAAGAAUGCCUAAUGUGUUGUGUACUGGCCAGAAAGGUGCUCUCAUCUGUGGUACCAAAGUACUGAGAGACUCAAAUACAGGCAGCCUUUUAGUUUGCAUCUCCCUACCAAUGUUAUUUCAGAACUCUCUAAGAAUCUGUCGUGAGAAGAAUAAAGGUUUCGUUACUUGUGAUUGUUUUGAUUCUCCUGUAACUUCUCCAGAUUUCUAUCAGUGAACUGAUUAAAUAACAUGUGGGAGGCAAGCAGUUGUGGCUUGCAAAAACCCUCCAAAUGCAGAAGCUUUUCAAGGAACUUGAUUUUCCUUCUCCUCACAGCAGGAUUAUAUAGUAUAUCAAAUAUUGAAAAGCUCUUCCAUUCUUUUACUUGGAUAAGUUAAAACAGACUGGAUUUGUAAAUCUCUUUUCAUUCUGUCCUUUUAAAACUGUUUUGAAAAUGCUUUUUGGAAAGGCUCAGUGAAUGUAUUACCAUUGCAUGACUGGUUUGCAUUUAAAUUUUAUUUGUUGGCCAGUAGUGUCACACAAGGUGGUAGAAUUCCUGCAGAGGUUCUGUAGAAAAAAAUUACAUAGCUUAUUACUUUGCAGCAUAAAUUAAAUGCUUUUAGAUGUAUAUGAAUAUUACUUAAUAAGAUAUUAAUCUUUGGGGACACAAUUAAGAACAUGAUCUUCGGCAAAUGGAGGAGUGAAGGAGUAAAGGAAUCAUAGUUAACAUGCCUUUAUCAUCUCUAGCCUACUGCAGGCAGUUUCAAUAUACAUGAGAAUUUCACCUGUUCUUUGUCAAAUUCUUCUUGCUGUGAGUUACAUGUCUGGAAACAUGCUCUGCUGUCUCCUGCAACAGAGGAAACAAAGUCAACUAAAAUGGUUAGCUCUUGAAAGGUGUUACAAUAUGCAAUGACUAGAACUCACAUUUUAAAUGUAUGUCUGUUUCAAGGGAGUUCUUGUUUGUAUCUGGAAAUAACUGAACACAGGGAAAAGGUUCAUCCUUUUUCCAUGUUACUCAUCUGUUUGUAAUCAUGUUCCCAGGAACAAUGUAUCAAGUAGUCUCUUUCUUACUUGGCUUCUAUGAGAGUCGAGGAUAUUUUAUUAUUUGAAUUACUUUUUACCUUGAGGAACCUGGAGUGCUGUUGCACAGCAAACUUACCCUGAGGCAGGGAAAUCCCAAGCACAAAAGCAGGCUGGGAAAAGAAUGGAUUGAGGGCAGCCCUGGAGAAAAGGACUUGGGGGUGCUGGUGGAUAGAGGAUGGACAUGGCCCAGCAGUGUGCACUUGCAGCCCAGAAACCUAAACAUGGCCUGGGCUGCAUCAUGUGAAGCAUGGCCUGUAGGUCCAGAGAGGUGAUUCUGCCCCUCUGCUCUGCUCUGCUCUGCUCUGCUCUGCUCUGCUCUGCUCUGCUCUGCUCUGCUCUGCUCUGCUCUGCUCUGCUCUGCUCUGCUCUGCUCUGCUCUGCUCUGCCCUGCCCUGGUGAGACCCCACCUGGAGAAAUGCAUCCAGCUCUGAGGUCCCCAGCAUAACAGACAUGGACUAGUUGGAGUAAGUCCAGAGGAGGGACACGAAGAUCAUCAGAGGGCUGAAGCACCUUGUCUAUGACAACAGACUGGAGAGAGUUUGGGUUCAGCCUGGGAAAGAGAUAAGUUUCUGGAUAAUAAGUCUCUGGGAGACCUUAGAGGAGCCUCCUAGUGCAUACAGGGGCCUGCAAGAGUGUUGGAGAGGGGUUUUGGACAAGGCCAUGUAGUGGUAGGAUAAGGGAUAAUGGCUUUAAGCUGAAAGAGAGUAGGUUUAGAUUAGAUACAGGAGGAAAAUCUUUACUGUGUGAGUGGUGAGGCACUGGACAAAGUUUCCCAGAGAAGCUGUGGAUGCCCUGUCCUUUAAAGCUCAGCACCAGACUGGAUGGGGCUUUGAGCAACUUGGUCUAGUGCAAGUUGUCCCUGCCCAUAGUGUGGGGUUGGAACUAGAUGAUCUUUAAGGUCAGUUUUCAACCAUCUUAUAGUAAUUAAAUGGCUGCAAGCCAGCAGGAGACCCUCCCUAUCAUCAGUUCAGUUUCUGUGUUCAAUUACUCUUAAGGCUUAUUUGUUCAUUUGUAUCCUAAAUAGGCUUAUACGAAGUAUAAAAUGUGGAUAUUUAAGAGAUGGUUUUCUGAUGACCAUGCUUCAAUUUUUCUAGGAUUUUGUUUCUUGAGAUCUUACUUUUUCAGACAUUUCUUCCUGAGAGGUCCCAAUCACAAUCUGUUUACAGAAUUUCUGAGAAAAUAUUUUACUAUUACAGGUUUACUUGGCUGUUAUGGCAUUACUUAAUUUUAGUAUUUUCCGUUCUUUCCUUAACUGCAUGUUUGGAAUGCAUAAUGUAUUCUUCUACAAAUUUAAAUAAACAGAAAAAAUGUUAAAAUUUUAAAAUUACUUUAAAGGAUUUAUAUUAAUUUCAAAUAUGUAGUCUUCCUAUAUUACUGAAAUAAAAUAAAAAAUAGAAAUAAGAAAUUCCUUAAAAUAAAACUUGUGUUAAGGAGCUUUGUGCUAUGGCAAAGUUCUAGCAGGUCCCUGCACUGCAGUGCCAGGGCUGUUGCCAAGACAUGCACUAUUGCACUCCUUGUAGGUCUCUGUGAAAUCCCCUGUACAGCCUUGCUAAUGUUCCACUUCUGCCAACACACAAAUUUAGAGGUAGUUACUGGAGGGGGUUGACAAGUAUUCAGGUGCAUUUGUGUGUUAAAGUGUGCCUCUGAUUCUGUGUCUUCUUUACAAAACCCAAAUGAUCUGGACAAACCCUCCUAGAUGCAAGAAAGAGAUCUGUCCUUUCUUCCUCUCCCCCUACCUGAACAUGGGUGCUUUUUUGCAGGAAAGUGGAGGAAAAGGGGAAGAAUUUGGUCUGUAUGUCUGUCCUUUGACAAAAAGUGGUUCUUCAUUAAUGAAACAGCAGAUCCAAUGAGAGUAAAACUAAGGUUAAAGCUUUUAUUUCAGUUUUUCUGUGCUGUGUUUUAAUAUGAGCCACUAGAACUCUUUCAUUUCCUUGCCUUCUGUCAAUUUAUUUUUUUCUGUUCUCAUUAUGCAGAUUAGAUGAACUUGUAGCCUGCAGCCAACCACAUAUUAGCUGUAUAAUAAAAAUUUUGGUUUAAAAUGUUGUGCUAUCAGUCCUAUGUGCCUGUAUUUCUGGAAAUUUGGUGGUAUUUGUUUCCCCUCCUCCCUAUGCAAUUCAUGUUCAUUUGUGCUAUGGAUAAAAAUCAGCAAGGUCUAAGGAUAACCUGAUGUCUUUGAUAUAGAAGAGCCAAGCAUCAAGCUAGCUUUUUCAUCAAGACUAUUGUAAUACUUUCAAAGCCAAGGUAUAGUCCCUUUUUGUUGGAGAAGCGUUUGCUGGAGUAAUAGUUUUUCCUUUAUAAAAGGUUUAAGUUCCUUCUGUAAAACUUCCUUUACACAAAGAUCUUUGUCAUUAAGUGGUAGCUGGAUAUUGAUAUAAUAAAAUAACAUCUAAUUAAUAGUUUCAGAUGCAGACCUGGAAGAUACUUGUCAUAGUCUUUACCAAUCUAAUGCUCUAUACAAAAUACCUUUAUAAACCAUUCCAGUGCAUUUUUGCAAUCUAAUGUCAGUUGCAAGGAGCUUUCAACAAAAACACAAAAGAAAGCGAAUUUUAAAAAAUUAAUAAUUUUAGAGCGUGACUUGCAUUAUGCUGUGAUGAAUAUACACUUUCUAGUAGUGUGCAUUUCUUAAUGUAUUAGUUUCAUUCUGAAUGUGCAGGACUUGUGUAUGUAUGUACAUUUGUAUUUCCAUCUGUAUAUGCACACACCUGUAUGAAUUCAUGCUGCCUUAAGGUAUGGGGAGGGUGGGGUGGCUUUUGGAGAGAAUCUUUUAACCUUACUGACAGCAAAGCUUCGAUUCUUCAUUAACAUGUUCAUGAGCCUGCCAUACAUGUGUUGUAAUGUCAUGAUAACUGCUUUAUGUGAAAACAUCAGUCAUGAAUCCUGUAGUGAUUUCCUCUGCUGAGGGUUAAAUGUGAGACAUCUCAGUUUUUAAUUUUACCCAAACUUAAACAGCUCAGAGGCCAAGUACUGAGUCGAUUCCUCAAGUUGGCAGAAUUGAUGCAGAAGUGGUAAGUAUUUAUUUUUAUCAGAACAAGUGAUGUUUAGAGGGAAAAGAAAUAAGACCCACUGAAUACUAAUUCAGUCAUUUUCAGCACUGAAAUUGCAGGUGAUUGGCCUUUAAUGAUUUUUCUCUUUUAAGUUGCUCAAUCUCUCUGUUGCGUGUGUCCCCUCUAAUAAAUGUAGAAUACUUUAUGGUAAUUUAAGGUUGAGCAAUUUAUGGGAAUUUUCUGAAUAACUCAAUUAUGCUUCCAUAUGUGGCAUCUAAAAUAUAGGCAUG